This is a messenger RNA of Neurospora crassa OR74A, 717 nucleotides long. Its product is annotated as cellulose-binding protein. Gene Ontology annotation, molecular function: phosphatidylcholine lysophospholipase A1 activity. The record is from RefSeq and is a predicted model, not a curated record. Lineage: Eukaryota; Fungi; Ascomycota; Sordariomycetes; Sordariales; Sordariaceae. The transcript has 3 exons. The coding region runs from base 1 to 717 and encodes 238 amino acids.
AUGUUUUUCCCUAAUCUCAUCCUCAACUCCCUCGCCCUGACAUCGGCAGUCCUCGCCAGCCCAAUCGAGCUCGCUGAGCGACAGACGACGCCGCAAAAGCUUCGCAUUAUGCCCCUAGGCGACUCCAUAACCGAAAUCACCUGCUGGCGCGCCCUAGUCUGGGACCAAUUCGCCGCCGCCAACCUUGCGUCGUCGGUGCAAUACGUCGGCUCCCAAAACUCCAACCCGCAGAACUGCCGACCGACCACGGCCAACUGGGACCAACACCACGAGGGCCACUCGGGGUGGCUGGCCGUCGACAUUGCCAAUAACUAUUUGGAAGGGUGGCUGAAGAAGACCCCCGCGGACAUUGUCAUGUUCAUGCUGGGGACGAAUGAUGUGACGCGGGGGAAGAGCACGGCGGAGGUGAUGGAUGCGUAUACUAAGAUGGUGGGGAUUAUGAGGGGGGCGAAUCCGAGGACGAAGAUUAUUAUCGACCAAAUGAUCCCCCUCUCCUACUCCAACGCCGCCGUCCAGGCUAUUAACGCCCAGAUCCCCGCGUGGGCAGCCAAACUGAAUACGACCGAGUCGCCGAUUGUGGUGGCGGAUUGUUAUACGGGGUUCAAGACGUCGGAUCUGAGAGAUGGAGUGCAUCCGAAUGCGAAUGGGGAUAAGAUCAUUGCGAGCAGGGUGGGGCCGUUGUUGUUGAAUUAUGUGAGGCAGAGCUUGGGGAAGUGA